Cutaneotrichosporon oleaginosum is the source of this 1455-nucleotide messenger RNA. RefSeq lists its product as uncharacterized. The record is from RefSeq and is a predicted model, not a curated record. NCBI's taxonomy places the organism in Eukaryota, Fungi, Basidiomycota, Tremellomycetes, Trichosporonales, Trichosporonaceae. Gene Ontology annotation, molecular function: transmembrane transporter activity. Gene Ontology annotation, cellular component: membrane. Gene Ontology annotation, biological process: transmembrane transport.
AUGCUGGGGGAGCGCGACACGCAACACGAGAACCUCGGAGAACCUCACGACGCCGCCGAGCAGCGCAGGGCGCUCGCCGCGUCAUAUGUCCCCGGCUCAGACGCCGAGAAGAAGUUUCUGCGCAAGAUCGACAUGCGCAUUGUGCCAUGCAUCUGGGUGCUGUACACCCUCUCGUACCUCGACCGCGCGAACAUUGCGAACGCCAAAACCGGCGGGCUGGAAGCAGACUUUGCGCUCACGUCGACGCAGUACUCGAUCUGCUUGCUCGUCUUCUUCAUCUCGUACGUCGUCUUUGAGGUGCCGUCGAACCUUGUGCUCCCGCGCGUCCGGCCCUCGCUGUACCUCUCGGGCCUCUGCGUCCUCUGGGGCGGCGUGAGCGCAUGCAUGGCGGCCACGCGCACGUGGCAGCAGCUCGCUGGCGUGCGCUUCGCCCUCGGCGUCGUCGAAGCCGGCUUUGCCCCCGGCGUCGCAUUCUACCUCUCCUCAUGGUAUCGGCGGUACGAGUUGUCGACGCGCUACUCGCUAUACUACACGGCGACGGCGAUUUCGGGGGCGUUCUCGGGCCUCCUCGCCGGCCUCAUUACGCAACACCUCGACGGCGCGCGCGGCUUGCGCGGCUGGCAGUGGCUGUUUAUCAUCGAGGGCGUCGGCUCGAGCUUCGUCGGCUGCUUCACGUGGAUGGUCAUGCCUGACUGGCCGGCGACGACGCGGUUCCUCAGCGACGCGGAGAAGGUCCUCGCCGCCCAGCGCCUCGCGUACGACGGCGUCGGCGCGACCGCCGCCGGCGAAGAGGUGUCCGAGGGCAAGGCCCUCAAGCUCGUCUUCAAGGACUGGCGCGUCGCCUGCCUCGUCGUCCUGUACAUGCUCUCGACGGGCGCACAGACCAUCCAGUACUUCAUUCCCACGCUCGUCUCCUCUCUCGGCUGGAAGGGCUACGACGCACAAUACCACACCAUCCCGGUGUACAUCAGCGCGCUGGUCUACAUUCUCGUGUUCUGCAUGUGUGCCGACUGGCGCCGCAACAAGCCCCUGUUCAUCUGCAUCGCCAGUGCCAUCGGCGUCCUCUGCUUCAUCGUCACCGUGGCGAAUACGAACAGAAUGGUGCAGUACGUCUUCCUCAUCCUGGGCUUUGGCAGCGUGUACGCUGCGUGCCCCCUCAUCCUGACGUGGGUGCCCAACGUCAUCGCGUGGCCGGCAGAGAAACGCGCCGUCGCGAUCGCACUGGUCAACGCGAUGGGCAACAGUGCUUCGAUAUACGGCGUGUUUCUCUGGCCCAAGACCGACGCACCGCGCUAUAUACCGGGAUGGAGUGCGACGACGAUCUUUAUGGCUCUCAUCGGGGUUCUUACCGUCGUGUUCACCCUCCUUCUGCGCAAACAUCCGCCCGAUGAGCCGCAAGGACAGCACACGGAGCAGGCGGCUGUGCCGCGCAAGGAGUCUCCGUUCAAUGUGUAG